Messenger RNA from Cariama cristata (Red-legged seriema), 1441 nucleotides. RefSeq names its product protein tyrosine phosphatase-like (proline instead of catalytic arginine), member b (gene HACD2). The transcript is spliced from 7 exons. Gene Ontology annotation, cellular component: endoplasmic reticulum membrane. Bases 1 to 699 code for a protein of 232 amino acids. The record is from RefSeq and is a predicted model, not a curated record. Gene Ontology annotation, molecular function: 3-hydroxyacyl-CoA dehydratase activity. Gene Ontology annotation, biological process: fatty acid elongation; very long-chain fatty acid biosynthetic process; sphingolipid biosynthetic process. Lineage: Eukaryota; Metazoa; Chordata; Aves; Cariamiformes; Cariamidae.
AUGCUAAUUUCAGAAGAAAAAGUGUUUGACCAGGGUGUACCCACCUUACUUUUGUGGCUUGCCCUAGACUUCAGUGGAGAAUUUCUGAGAUGGCUUGUUAUUGCAGUUGGCCUAGUUCGAGCAUACCUGGCUAAAGGUAGCUACCAUAGCCUUUACUAUUCCAUAGAAAAGCCCCUGAAAUUCUUCCAGACUGGAGCUUUGCUUGAGAUUCUGCACUGUGCAUUUGGCAUUGUUCCUUCUUCUGUUGUUCUGACUGCUUUCCAAGUGAUGUCAAGAGUUUUCCUGACGUGGGCAGUAACACAUAGUGUAAAAGAGGUACAAACUGAAGAUAGCGUCCUGUUGUUUGUAGUGGCCUGGACAAUCACUGAGAUAAUCCGUUAUUCUUUUUAUACAUUUAGCUUGUUAAAUCAUCUCCCUUAUCUCAUCAAAUGGGCCAGGUACACUUUGUUUAUAGUAUUGUAUCCAAUGGGAGUCUCAGGCGAAUUACUCACAAUAUAUGCUGCAUUGCCCUUCGUCAGGCAGUCUGGCUUGUAUUCUAUUAGUUUACCUAACAAGUACAAUUUUUCUUUCGACUACUAUACAUUCCUGAUCCUGGUUAUGAUCUCUUACAUUCCAAUCUUUCCUCAGCUGUAUUUUCAUAUGCUACAUCAGAGGCGAAAGGUUCUCUCCCACACUGAAGAACACAAGAAGUCGGAGUAAUUCCAACUCUUUUUCAGAACUUUUCAAACAUCAAAAUGCUGCAGAUUUUCAAUACCCAGCACGUUUGUAAAGAACAUAACAAGAUAAAAUAAGUCAGAGGUAAAAGACCAAUCAUUUAGCAAGAGUAACCAAUAAAUCUGACUUCACUGAAAUUCCACAAUGUAAAACAUUGAAAUAAUUUUCAGCUUGCAGUGCUUCAGAAAACUUAAACUUUAUAUGGCUUGGCAGUUAGCCUUUUCCUUAAAUGAUGUGCUCAAUGGUUUUCAUUUAUUACUAAAUGCCUGAAGGUUGCAGUAUGAGUGAUUAAGUUGUACCCACUAAAUGCUUGAAUUGGGAUUAUAUUACUGAUACCUCUUUUUUUUUUUUUUUUUUUUUUAAGUGCUUGACUGCAUGCCAGAAACUGUAUGUAUUGCUGUGAAAGCAAACAAUAUGCUCUGGAAUACUUUAGGAUUUUGUCAGAGACUCCAGUGAAGAAUGUAAUCCAGGCAAAGUGUUUGAAUUUAGAAAGUUAGGUUGUGUAUUUAAAAGGUGAUGAGAACAAGAACAGAAAACCAAUUACAGGAAAUGAGGGGAAUGUAAUUCUUUAGGAAUUUAAACAGUAGGGUGUCUGACCAGAGUGUGUUCUCUGAAGAUCUUGUUUAAGCUGAUUACUCAAAUGCUAGUGUUAAUUCAGAGGCUAUAAUACUUCUCUGAAACAGUAAAACUCCUUUAAGUACUGCAUCCCUGGAUACUUUUUAAAAUA